CCUCCGGCGAGGAAGCGCCGCCGCUGGGCGCCAGCCACGCCAGGGCUGGCAGAGGCGCAGCAGACGGUCCCCGCAGCAGCUGCUGGCCAUGGCCGGGGACAGCGAGCAGAGCCUGCCGGGCCAAGGGCACUCCGGCGGCGGCGGCGGGCCGCCCUUCCUCAUCGGGGUCAGCGGGGGGACCGCCAGCGGCAAGUCAUCCGUCUGUGCCAAAAUCGUCGAACUGCUGGGACAGAAUGAAGUAGACCACCGCCAGAAACAGGUGGUGAUUCUAAGCCAGGACAGCUUCUACCGGGUCCUCACCACGGAGCAGAAAGCCAAAGCCCUCAAGGGUCAAUUCAACUUUGAUCACCCAGAUGCCUUUGACAACGAGCUGAUUGUCCAGACGCUCAGCCAGAUCACAGAAGGGAAGACAGUCCAGAUACCCGUCUAUGACUUUGUCUCCCACUCCCGCAAGGAAGAGGCUGUGACAGUCUACCCUGCGGACGUGGUGCUAUUUGAAGGCAUCCUGGCUUUUUACAGCCAGGAGGUCCGAGACCUGUUCCAGAUGAAACUCUUUGUGGACACAGAUGCAGACACCCGGCUUUCCCGCAGGGUUCUCCGAGACAUCAGCGAGCGGGGCAGGAACCUUGAGCAGAUCUUAACUCAGUAUAUUUCCUUCGUCAAGCCAGCCUUUGAAGAGUUCUGCUUGCCCACCAAGAAGUAUGCUGACGUCAUUAUCCCACGAGGGGUGGACAAUCUUGUGGCCAUCAACCUGAUUGUACAGCAUAUCCAAGAUAUCCUGAAUGGUGGCCUAGGCAAACGCCAGCUCAAUGGGCACGUGAACGGCUGCACCCCUCCACGCAAGCGACAGCUCUCGGAGUCGAGCAGCCGCCCGCACUGAUGUCAGGCCUCUGCAGGGAGGCUGCACGAAGCCGUCCUUCUUAGGAACUGUCUCUUCUUGGCUCAAGCCGUGCACUUAAGACCCCCUUUGCAGGACUCAAUGGCUUUGAUGUGUGGGUAUUUACCGAGGGCCAAAGAGUACCUGCUUUCGACGGCUCUGCUGCAAGCGCCGUGACAAAGGAUUCAGUACAUUUAGAAAGAACACAGGUGAUUUCUAAGUUUUUGUGGCAGCGGCACAGUGUCGUCACAGCCCGGGGCAAAGCCAUGCUGUUGCCAAGGGUCUGGAGGACAGAGGCAAAGGACGAGGGAGGGGGACAACUGAACUGACACUGGGUAUCUAAAGGGCUGGGUCAUUAGCUUCCAAUGAACAUAGCAGCUGGGGAGGAGUGGGGUGGGGUGGGAUGGCAUUUUGCUUCCAGUUAUCAAAAAUGUGGAUCCACUUUUGCCUUUGAGUUCUAGAGAAGGAUGGUUUGGGGGUGGGACGGGACAGGGAGACCAUCAGGUGUAACCUGCUGAAAUCUCAGCUUUGGGCCUUCAAAGAACCCUGCUUUCCCCUUGCUGCCCCUGCAAUAUUGCUGCCUGAAUCUAUGCAGUGGAUUUGCAACCUGUCCAUCCUGACAAGGCUGAGAUGUUCCAGAGUUGCUCCCUGAGCUUGAACUUCGACAGUGUGUGCACACCACAUACCCCAGGCCUUCGGAAGGGUUGCUGAGCCAGCCUCAAGGGCUGAUACUCCGUGGGAGCUCUUGGAUCGGGGCUCCUGCGCAUCCAUUCAAGCGAUGCAGAGUGCAGAUGGGUACCGUUGCCAUCAUGACACGGUAAUUGGGCCCAUGCCACGGGGGAUGGAAAGGGGGACCAAGAGAGCAACAGCAUCUUAUGCCUUGGCUUCCUUGCCCCAUUGCUGAACUUGCCCAGUUACCCAGUCCUGCUUGCCUCUUGCUCUUCGUCAGGCAUUUUCUCUCGGUGAUGCUUUCGGGCCUGUUUAAUACCUAGCCCAGAAAUGAAGCCCUCGAAGCUUUGCGUACACCUUGAUCUAGCUCUGCCUUUGGAUUUGAUGUCACUUGUAUCUAGCUAUACGCAGAGCUGAGAGGAUUGCAAGAUGGCAGCCGUUCCAGGAUGUCCUCCUCAUCCCUCCGUUUUGCGUUGCGCUUGGUUUUAGCUUAAACUCUAUGACAAUAGAAUGAAAUAGAAAGCAACCUCUCCUCCUGGCAAAGUUCCUUCAUUUGCUUGCCUCCUUCCCAUGAUCAGACGUUUUCCUCACUGGCAGCUCGCUCUAAAUGUAUCUCUGGCAACUCUUUCACUUCCAGUUGCAGCCAGUCACAGGAACUGGGGCCCAAGCGAAUACAAGCCAGCGUGUGAGCCAGCUACUGUGCUGCUCAGUCGAGGGCUAGUGAAUAAAGGGGAGGGGGGGGAUCAUGGGAGCAGAGAUCUGUUCUACCUUGAAACCUUUACAGGUUUGUCCAGAAGGCAAAUUGCAGGCGUACAUUUUGGAGGUUUGGAUUGUGGUUGGAGGAGGAGGGGAGAGGGAGUUGAACAGGAGUUGAACCCCCGUCGGCAUCAGGUGCCUGCACGCCUGUAAUAUGCCUUUGGAAGGGAAACGGAGGUCCAAGCAAGGGUGAACCAUGUAACUUGUCCCUUCAGGCAGGACAGGCUGGGACGGGACUCUGCAUGGGGAGAGGGGUUGGUACUCUCCUGGGCUUUGUGCUCUUUCAGUGUUGAUUGUUUUUGUGAUGCGAUGUACCUCCCUGCACCCUCAAUAAAGAUGGAAUGACG
Messenger RNA from Eublepharis macularius, 2649 nucleotides. Its product is annotated as uridine-cytidine kinase 2. Gene Ontology annotation, molecular function: ATP binding; kinase activity. The coding region runs from base 89 to 880 and encodes 263 amino acids. The record is from RefSeq and is a predicted model, not a curated record. Lineage: Eukaryota; Metazoa; Chordata; Lepidosauria; Squamata; Eublepharidae. The transcript has 7 exons. Gene Ontology annotation, cellular component: cytosol; cytoplasm.